Epinephelus moara (kelp grouper) is the source of this 6093-nucleotide messenger RNA. RefSeq names its product nectin cell adhesion molecule 4a (gene nectin4a). Bases 328 to 2178 code for a protein of 616 amino acids. Gene Ontology annotation, biological process: heterophilic cell-cell adhesion; homophilic cell-cell adhesion. NCBI's taxonomy places the organism in Eukaryota, Metazoa, Chordata, Actinopteri, Perciformes, Serranidae. The transcript is spliced from 11 exons. The record is from RefSeq and is a predicted model, not a curated record. Gene Ontology annotation, cellular component: adherens junction.
CACAAACAGGUGUAUCCCAAACAGGUAGAGCUGCGCCUUUCUUUUUUUCUAAAGGGCAAACAUGAUGGCGUGCGCUUGACAAAGCAACACCUAACCAAACUGAGAGGAUUUACACUUUUUCCACAAGGACUGACUUCAUACAACUAUAAUAUUCACGUUUCUCGCUCAGGACGGGGCUUUGGAUGGGAUUAAGGAUGGAGGCAUGAGUCCGCCUCUGUGCUUCAUGCAUGCCUGUCAUUUAGGAUACCAUUACCUGGACUGAUGAGCUUUAUUUCAGCGCUGAAAUUGUCCCAGCUUGUGCACAGUUAACAGUACCUGCCGAGGAGAAUGACACCUCAGCUGAACAGACUGUCUCUGUGUCUCUGUGUCCUCGGGAUCUUUGUUACAGUGAUACAGGGAGACUUUGUGGAUCUCCCUCCAAAGGAUCCCAUACUCUCCUUGGCAGAGGAGGAGACCAUACUGCCCUGUCGCUACCAGCCAACUGAUGAAACUUUGGUGCAGGUCACCUGGUAUAAGGAGAAACCCGAUGGCGACAAGGAGCAGAUCAUCACUGCACACCAUACUAAUGGACAGACAGCGUUUGGUGCGUGGUCUCGACGUGUGCGCUUUAAAAGCAGCGACCCCACAUUGGACUCUUCUCUGGUCAUCAUGAGCACGGAAGUCUCUGAUGAGGGGAAAUACCUCUGCCAUAUCAGCACCUUCCCCUCUGGCAACUUUGACUUAGCGAUGUCGCUCACCGUGUGGACCAUUCCCAUCUCCUCCCUGGAACCUGUGGUCCUGGUGGAGGGACAGCCCUACCGACAGGCCGCUUCCUGUCGCUCUGUAGCCCGCCCGCCUCCCCGCCUCUCCUGGGACACCGACCUGAGCGGCCAGUCCGUCAAUCGUAGCUCCGACAAUGGGGCGGUCUCCUCACACUACUCCCUGCACCCUCUUAGGGGCAUGAACGGCAAAAAGCUGGACUGUCUGGUGUGGCAUCCGACUCUACGGGGCCCCCGCAGGAUCCCAAACAAGUUGGUGGUGCACUUCCCUCCACAUGCAGAGGUGGCUGGCUACAAUAAAGACUGGAUCGUGGGUAUGGAGAAUGCUGCCCUGAGGUGUGUGAGUGGAGGAAACCCCAAACCACAGAGUUUCACCUGGAUCAGAAUGGGUGGAGAUUUGCCAGAAGGGGUAAUCCCCCACCCUAAUGGAACACUAGCUUUUGGGCGACCCCUAAGCUUGUCAGACAAAGGCACCUACCAGUGUGUGGCGAAGAAUGAUGUGGGAGUGGGGAAGGCGGAAGUGGAGAUUAGUGUGAAAGAUGCUCCCGAGCGGCAGACCAUGAUCGAAAACAUGCUGAUGAUCAUCGUGGGGGCCGUGGCCGGGGGGCUGCUCAUCUUGAUGCUCAUUGUCGUAAUCUGCGUCACUUGCCAUCACAAACGCAAGAACAAAAAGCUGGAGAGGGAGCUGACUGAGAGGAAGGAGGAAAUAAGUACUCUCUCCAGGCAAGCUUCUUUUAGGAGAAUGAACUCUGUCAGCACAGAUACCAGAGGAGCGACAGAGGAAAACAUCCCUCUGAGGGUGGAGGGGACCAUAAGGACCAGCCUGUCUUCACUCGGGGAGCAGGCUCACUGCCGCGACAGCCGAUCUACUAUCUCAGGUGGCAGGGGAGGAGGGGGAGCAUUUGACUACUUGGGCAGACCAGUUCUACACAACAACUCGCGGAGAGGAAGAGAAAAGCUUCUGGACAGAGACGAGGAGAACCGACUCCGUGUGGAGACAUAUGUGAGAAACAGCACCAUCUCUUUACAGGAAACUCGUUUCCACCCUCCUCUCACGCCAUCGCCCUUCCCGAUGGUACAGUCCACCGAGAUUGUAAGACAGCUAAAUGGAAGCGCCAUUAUCCCAACAGACGGGGGUUCACGGCCGGGAAGUGUCGCCAAGAAUCACCAGCACCCUCCUACAAGCUCUAACUACCCAGCGGUGACAGAUGAUGAGGAUGAAGUAGACGAGGGUUUGGGGGGUCCUGCCAGCCAGGAGCAUCCUGAUGACCAAGACAGCGAGACCAACAGCUCCCAAGUGUCUGAGGCUCACAGUGCACGCUAUCAGCAGACUAAUGGCACAAUCCGACCCAAACCCCGGCCGAGUCCGGCUGUGGUCAGUCCCCAUGCCUCCCUGAUUCACAAGGCCCAGAUAGUUUAACAGGGAGCUGGAAAAGAACACAUGAAACUACAAGACUGGACAGUUCCGGUCUUAGAUUUGGGCCAAAUGUGGAUACACUGGCAAAGUUUGGUCAAAGCCCAGAAAACAAUGCAACUGACUACAAUGCUGCAUCUUUUUAUUGUGUGGGAACAUGGUGCAAUAGAAUAAACGGAAAAUCUACUCUAAAGCAUCAACUGGACAUUUCUGGACAUCUGAUUUCUUCCUGAUUUCUGAUGAUCAACAUUAUGCUGUGUAUUCCCAGAAUUACUGGCACAAACAGAGACGAUGUUGCAAUAUUUCCAAUGCAGCUACCACAGCGUUUAAUCGCAGACAAUAUCCUUUUCUCAUCUUUUGCAAUACACUAUCUGCUGCUCUACCUGGCUGUAACGAACAGGUGAAUGCAGCAUACAUUCCUUUUGUGGGGGAUGUCGAAAGCACUCAAAGACAUGACCAGUAGGAAAUCAGGAAACGCAGGACAAGUCGAGGAGGCUGUGGGAACGUUGGUAAAUCAGAAACUUAGAUUGCAACACCUCUGUAUUGAGCGUGGAUUUUUUACUGUAGAGGUGUUUAGUGUGUUAGUAGCUUUGCCUGUGUCAUGUUCCAUUACACAACACUGUUUGGGAUCUGAUCCAAACCAUGGGGUUGUUCCUCUCUUGCCACACCUGCAACAUUCUUACCUCUGUAUUGUCUUACUGUUGUUGCGGCUUUAAGAGCUGAGACAUUUUGGAUCAGAUAAAGAUUUCAUAUUGCAGCCAAAACACAGUGGUGCCCUAAUGCAGGGGCCAGUGGGCAUACAAUCACUUGCCCCCCUAACCCCACCAGGCGAUAAUAAUACGAGUACGAUAUUACUUUCUUUAAGACGCAGUGGUGUGAAGAUAAUGUAUCCUCUGAAACUAGAAAAUCUAAGGCAUCCAUUAGUACCAACCAUGUUAGCAUAGCUUGUAGUGAAGGGGACUAAAUAACUCUCCUAAGCUGGGCUACAUUUUGGCAAGGCAACAACCAGCAUAGACAUUUUUAAAGGGGUCCCCUGAACUCUCACCUCUAGAUAUCUGAAUGAAAAUGGGUUCUAUGGGUACACACUGGUCUCUCCUCAACCUGAAAAGGCUUGUUCCCUUUCUAAGGAAAAAGACAAUCAUACACAUACAUAGGUAACACAUUAUAACAAUCUUGCUGUGGAACUCAAAAUGUUAACUGCACUGGUGUUAGUCUAUGCACAUCAGAUACUAAUAAUAACUGUAAGUAAAAACCCAGAGUAUAUCAAUGUGUGAUUCCUUAGGGGUCAUGUAUGCUCAGUGUUAGCUACGGAGACAGACAGAGCCUUCUGUACGUACUUUGUGUUUAUUUUGUCUGCAUUUGUGCACGUUUUGUGGAAGCUUAUGGAUACGGACAAAACAUAGCAGUACCACCAGGCAGUGUAGUGUAGUUCAAGUGUGAUAUGACUGUAGGAGACGAGAAAGAACUUUAAAUAAUGGCGGAACAGAAUGAGUCUGUUAUAAAGUGAAAAGAAUUCUCCGUUCAUUCUCCGAAUGUAUAGCCUAUAAUGGCCACACAGGCCACUGCCAUCUACAGCGCUGCCUUCGUUUAAAGGUACAAUAUUGCGACCUCCUCCACUGUCACCUCUGAUGUUGUAUCAAACUUUUGAUUCUGCCCUCUAGUGCCAUCUAUUGGCUGUAUUUAUGACAACAUAGAGGAUGCAUAGAAGCAUGACAGUGACAUUUACAACAUUUGAAAUGGACGUAUUUAUUUUAAUACGUAAAAGGUGUAUAAAUUAACUCUCCAUAUUGACAUAGUUUUCAACUCGCCUAUAUACUUCAACAGCAUAAGCAAAUUCCUGUGCUACACACGCACAUAGCAGAUACAUAAUUUACCCUGCUCCUGCUCCUAUGUAGUGAGGAUGAAAGUUUUAAUACUAUUUUAUUAAGCAUACACACACACUAAACAGAUAAAAACAUUCACAUGUUGUGUACUGUCAUGUAUGCACAAACAUAUAUACAGAGGAUUAAAGUUGGAAAACCUGCUGUACAUUUGUAAAAUACAUUCUUUAUGUGAUACUUUUGUAAAUACACUUGGACUCUUACUAGAGACCACAGACAUCUGUAUGUUGGAGAGUUUUCUCUGCCUGCAUGACUUCUCUUUAACAUUCAAGACAAGACGACUGUCAAAGAGGAAUUUGACAUAAACUGGUGAUUUUUGAUACUGAGGCAAAACCAGGCAUGUAUUAUUUAUCUGUAUAAGAACAGUGGUAGAUACAUUUUGUAUAUUUGUAUGUAUUUGGGUUCUGUUACAGCCCUGAUAUGGGAAGCAAUGUGCCAAAGGGAUAAUAUUAAAAAACUCACUUUUGCCUUUUUGGCAAAUAUGAAGUAUUAUUUUGUUCUGCACACAUGUAUCACACUGUACUACUACUGUUUUGAUUUUUUACCUUCUGAAAGUACAAAACAAAUAUGAGCAGCAGAUGAAUGGCAUUAUGUGCAGAUUGUUUUUAGUGUAGACAGUGCCCCCUGAUGUGUACUGCUGGAAAGUGCAGGGACCCGAUUGAGCCUACUGCAAAACUAUGUUAACUAUGAAAUUUCACUGUGACCUGGUGAAAUGAUUUUCCUGGUCACUUGCCUGGAUUUUCAUUUGUUUUAAGGGAUAUGUAUGGGUAUCAGAUUGUAAUGAUGGUUUGAAAUAAAAGUGCAUGUUUUUUUUGUAAAUUGUUGGUCCUAACACAAGCUUUUGGGUAAAAACUAUUUCUGAAUGAUCUUAAUAUGAGGGGUUUACACUGAUAUUCUGGUUUGCUUAGGAAUUGUCUGUUGAGAUACAUGUGAAAAUGUUUUCAGGGGUUGAUUAACAAAAUUGAGGUGCCCUGGGCAGGACUGGAUUAAAGGACACGAUGAGCUGUGGGCCCUAUUAACCACCUGUUCCUCCUACUCUAGCUGCAAGGUCUUAAUUCAGGAAAAAGAAUAAUGUAAGCAUAACAUCAACAAAAACAAUAAAAGGUAUUAAAACUAGAUUUUGACACAGGGUCAUACAAAACAGAACAUUAUUCAUAAUAGUGCAGACGACACUGCAUUGCUCUCAUAUUUUAGUUUCUAGUUUUGCCAAAUGAAUUCUUACCAAACUAAUUUGCAAUUAAUCCCCAAGAACCAAAUACCACGCUGUGAACACAGUGUGGCCUUUAAGGCCCCCCAAGGUUCUGGAGCCUUAGAGCAUUUGCCCCUUCUGUGUUGUUGGUGAUCCGGCCUUGACCCUCAGUCAAAGGACCUCCUAUGAAAAUGAUUUAGAUGUCUCUCUAACUACAACAGUUCAAAUAUUAGGGUAUUUACAUGGCCCCCAUUUGGUCCACCUAAGCCACACAAAAAUGGACCAAAUCACCUCUAAGUAGAUAAGUAGCAACUGACUUCAAUGCCUGAGGUAUGUAAAAUUGGCAAAUGUUGAUUUCUGUUGUCAUUUUCAGCUGUAACAUUUAAAAGUGCAUAGUUAAAUACUGUGGUCCGACCUAGCUGAUGUUUCUGCUGUGCGUAUGUUACUUUGCCAUCAUCUUGCCAUUGAUAAACCAAAUCUACCAGCAUGGAAGCUAAGCAAUAUACUGUUGUGGUCAGGGCGAUGAAUUUCAGCCACAUAGAAAUAUAUAUUUUAAUUUUUGCUCCACUUUUCCUAACACACUGACCAAUUGAGGCCACAGUAGACUAGCAACUUCAGUGUUGUGCCAAGGAAUAUUACCAUGUUUGUCAAUAAAGUCUGUUGGCUUUGAGAAAACCACUUUAAUUCCCUGUUGGAAAAGCCUGUCAGACAGCAGGCAAAACAGUAAAAAUAUUUUUAAUUUAGCGGUAAACUGUUACUGAUUUUUUUGGUGGACAUUUUUUUUUGGGGUGGCUAAAAACUAAACAAAUUGAGGCAGCAUUUGCUCAGCGCUGGUUGAUUUUAUGUAUGUGA